GUGUUCAAAGAACUUCCUACACAUCAGAUAAUGUCACACUGACCUGUAACAACAGCUGUAAUCUGACCGACCCUAAAACUACAUACACGUGGUACCAAAACCGAAGCAGAAAUGACAAGAAUGAAAAUAUUUCAAUUCAUAUCUCUGCAAAAGACAAGUUCUCUUGUGCCGUAAAAGACCACGAGCAUCUUCAGUCUGCAGAAGUCUGUGUUCAGGAUAAAAACUGCUGGAGAGUGAAUUAUGUCAGCAGGAGAAUCUGUGCUCUGGAAGGAUCUUCAGUCAACAUCACAAGUGAAUACUCACAUCCUGAUAACAGGAAGUCAGAGUUUAAAUGUUGGAGUAAAAAAUGGAGAAAAGAUAAAGUGGAAGUUGAAGAGCUGAUUGAGGCUGCAGGUCGUGUGGAGUAUCAGGACAACAUGACGAACCAACACAUCCUGACCAUCAACAAUCUGAAGAAGAAUGACUCAGGAGGAUACACAUUCAGAUUCAACAAAGAUCAUACAAGAUGGACACAGUCUGAUCUGCCUGGAGUCUUUUUGAUUGUCACAGAGCUGAGAGUGAAGAUGAGUCCUUCUGCAGUGGUGACAGAGGGUCAGAGAGUCACACUGACCUGCAGUACCAGCUGUCCUCUGACUGACAACACAAACUACAUUUGGUACUUGAACAGUCGACCUCUGACCCCGAGAGAGAACCAGAACAAACAUCUGAUCCUAGACCCAGUCAGCAGGGAGGAUGCAGGAAGCUACUCCUGUGCUGUGAAAACCAACAAAGAUAUCAGCUCUGCUCCAAAGACUCUCACUGUCCAAAGUAUCACAGGAACAUGGACACCAGCAGCUGCAGGAGUUUCUGCUGCUCUGCUGCUUUUAAUACUUCUCACUGUCUGCUGGUGUGUAUGGAAACAGAGAACUUCUGCUCAGUCUCCAACAACUGAAAGCUCUGACCAAAUUGAACAGCUCAGCCUUGGUCCUGUUAAUGACAUCUCAACACAACCAAAGGAGGAGGAUGAAGUCCACUACAGCAGAGUCAACUUUAAAAAUAAACAUGUGGUUCCUCUUUGUUCCACCGUACAGUCAGAUCAGCCCAGAGAACAGGAGUGUUCUCAUUAUGCUGCUGUCAGAUUCAGCUCUGACGGAGCAUCUGGUGUCACUCCAGCAGACACAGACUUACAGACGUACUCUUCUGUAAAGCUUUGAGAGAGAUACUGUGUUCAACAGCCACAUAUCCAAUACCCUGCUGUCAUGGCAGAGUACAACCUGAAGAGCUCACCAGAAACUCAACAACCUAAUCAGAGGAAUAAUGGUCAGUUUGUAGUGGUGGCUGAUAAUGAAACAAGUCCUCAGCAGGGAACAAGUGCCUGUUAAUGAAUGCAGCACAUAAACCUACAUAACUGAAUGCAGCAGGGUGUUACGUGUGUGUUUAUCAGUUCGCCAUCUUAACUAUCUCUGGACGUCAUUUUCCUUCUCUCUUUUUUGACACCACCCUCUACUGGUGCAGUUUGGUAUCUAACAUUACAGGACACAACACAGUUGUUGACAGCUGUUACAAUGAAUGAUGUGUGCAUAGUGUGAUAUGGUUCAUUGAGCAUUACUGUGUCUCUCUUUGACAUUCUAGUCCACAUUUAUUGUGCUUCAGCCUGCAGCGCUUUUAUCUCCCUCUUCUGGCAGCGAGUGUAACUACAAAAACAUCCGAAGGUUGAUUAUGAGUACAACUCCAACAAGCAGAGCCACACAAAUUAGAUUUAAUCCUUCCUCCAAACUGAGUUUCAUUUCUUUGAGUUCUUCUUCUGACUCUUACUCCAACCUGAUAUAUGGCCUCCAUCUUUGUCAGAGCUGCUUCUCUUCUCAGCUGUAACAGAUUAUUGUUUGGGAUAAAAAGCUUCACUUCAGGUGCUCUAGCACAAGAAUGUUGCCACACACAACUGAGGUGUGGUUGGAUUGUUUGAAGAAAAUCCUCCUGUGUGUUUUCCAACACUUUCUUUAUUGUGGGAUGUCAUUAUUUUAUAACUUUCUUUACCUUAAAAAAAUAUAAUUAUCUCCUAUGUAUGAAAUACAUAAGAAACUAAAACGGUCGAUCACUGUCUUACUCAGUUUGAUCUGAGUUUGAGCAGUUCCAGUUCUUAAUGUCUGCUGUACAAGUCUGAAUGCACUGAUCUUGUUCUCUGAUUAAAUAUUUGUCUUAACAAGCAGCUGGACAGGCAUACCUAAUAAAUUGGCCAGUGAGUGUUCCAGUGCUGUUGUGAUGUAUUAUACAGUAGUUCGUGCUACGUUCUCAUUUUGUAUGUUUCUGCAUCGUCUGUUUUCUGAUGAGUGUAGCUUCACAUGUGUCACAGUCCUGGGUCAGUCACCCAGUGUUUUCACUUUUGUAAUAUUAUUGAUCUUUGUUUUCAUUAUGAUUUCACUGCUAGUGUUUUGGUUUCUGUUUAGUACUUCUAGCUCUCCAGUUUUUCUUGUUUUACGAUUUCUAGUUCUUGGGUCCUGUACUCCGUGUCCCCUCUGUGUAGCAUCAAGUCCUUGCCCCUGUGCUGGUUGUGUUUCCUGUUUUAUUUUGAAGGUCCGUGUCUCAUGUCACUGUAUUCUGUUUUGCUUCCUCCCUCUCUCGUCAUGUUGACUUAGGUUCAGCUGUGUCUCACUCCUGUGUGCCAUUUCCUCGUUUCCUUCUGUAUAUAUUUAGUCUGUGUCUUUUGCUCUUUGUUGGUCUGUCUGUGUAUCAUUCCACUGUGUUACUGCUGCUCUCAGUCUCCUCCCAUUUCCAAGUUUGGCUAGUUCUGCUUUCAGGUUCUGGUAAUUUUAAUCUGAGAUUUCCCAGUUUAGGGUUUUGUAAGUUUUUUAUGUUUCCUCCUGUUCUGGCUUUGUUCAACCCUCAAUAAAGCCUCACUUUUAGUUAUCAUUCACCUGCGUCUCCGUUUGCCUCUGCACAUUGUGACAACAUAUAUUGUUUUGCUUUUCUCUAUUUCAGAAGUUGCAUUUUUGUAAAGUUUCACAUAAAUCCUUCACAUUUAAUUU
Oreochromis niloticus (Nile tilapia) is the source of this 3002-nucleotide messenger RNA. RefSeq names its product sialoadhesin-like. NCBI's taxonomy places the organism in Eukaryota, Metazoa, Chordata, Actinopteri, Cichliformes, Cichlidae. Bases 417 to 1193 code for a protein of 258 amino acids. The transcript is spliced from 5 exons. The record is from RefSeq and is a predicted model, not a curated record.